GUGGACCUGUCUGAACGGUCUGACUCAGCCUCAGAGAAAGCCUGGAGGCAUCAGCGCAGGAUGGAGCUCCCCUCCCUCUGCCUCUUCAUGACAGCCACACUGAGUGCCCGUCCUGACAGGUCUCAGUUCUUCCGGUAUGAGACGCUGUCUCUGAGCUGUGCUGUGCCAGGAAACUUCAGCGGCUGGACGCUGAGGAGAAACACCUCCUCCGGGUCGCUUCAUUCGUGUGAGGUCAACUGGGGUCGCCGAAACGGCUCCUCCUGCAUCAAUCGCAGCGUCUAUUCAACGGAUUCUGGACUCUACUGGUGCGAGUCCGAGCACGGGGAGUGCAGCAACGUCCUCAGCAUCACAGUGAACAGUGGUGUCGUGAUCCUGGAGAGUCCGGCACUUCCUGUGACGGAGGGAGAUAAAGUGACGCUUCGCUGUUCCUACAAGGAAAGAUAUGGGGAGAAGUCGACGUCAGAUUUCAAUGCUACUUUCUAUAAAAAUGGUGUUUUCAUUGGGAUUCAGCCUGAAGGACAGUUGGUCCUUCCAGCGGUGUCCAUGUCUGACGAAGGCUUCUACAAGUGUCAACACCCGUUAAAAGGAGAGUCACCGCAGAGUCUGCUGUCUGUCAGAGACAGAGCUCAGCCUAAAGACGUCCCGACCACUCCUCCGGUCAUGUCUCCGGACAGGCUGCUGUGCAUCGUCCUGCUGUUUGUCCUCUACACUGCUGCAACCAUACUGUGCUUUUACAUGUACCGAAGGCGGGCUCGAGCUCGAGCGGACGCUAAAAGGAGAACUUCAGAUCAUGUCGAAGAGGAAUGAUGAGUCCUGUUUUCUGAAUAGUGAACUCUGACCCACUGAAGGAGCAACAACAGCUCAGGAACAUUGUCAGUCUUCUGCUUUUUGAUUCUGUUCUCGUGUUUUCUUUUUUGUUCUUCCUUAAAUUGUAUUAGAGCUUUUUAAAAUUAUUUAAAACCA
Molecule: messenger RNA, 963 nt
Organism: Toxotes jaculatrix (banded archerfish)
Lineage: Eukaryota; Metazoa; Chordata; Actinopteri; Toxotidae
Product: Fc receptor-like protein 5
Exons: 5
Coding region: 61-807 (248 amino acids)
Biological process (GO): cell surface receptor signaling pathway
Molecular function (GO): transmembrane signaling receptor activity
Source: RefSeq, a predicted model, not a curated record